GACAAAAGAAAAAAAAGAAGGAACCGAUCGAACUAGGAGAGUAGGAGAGAGACGGAAGAAGCAUACGGAUUUGCCGAUUUGGAAGAAGCCGAAGAAGAACCGAUUUGACGAUUCACGAAAGACGACGCCGCCGGACGCCGACCUCCAGCCUCCAUCAAACCCCAAACCCUGCGGUGAAGGAGAAUCCGAUUUUUAUUCAGAAAACUAAAAGAUAAAGGAAGAAGAAGAAGAUUCUCAGAUCGGAAAGUUGAAAAGCACGGCGAGGAGCGAUCCACGAAACAACCUUAGCAGCGAUUUCUCUCAUUUUAAGAUUCUCAGAUACUUUGGCUUGCAAAACAAGAAAUGGAAUUUUGCCCUACAUGUGCUAACUUAUUGCAAUUUGAGAUGCCGAAUAUGGACCGCCCUGGUGGAUUCGCCUGCCCUACUUGCCCGUAUAUAUGUGACAUUGGAGCCAGGGUCAAAAUCAAGAGAAAAAUGCAUCUAGUUCCAAAGAAGCUAGAUCCAAUUCUUUCAGUCGAUUCAAUGGAUACAGCCCCAACGACUAAAGAGAGAUGUUCGACUUGUGGAUACGACGAAGCAGCUUUUGUGGAGAUGCAAACAAGGUCCGCGGACGAGCCCGCGACCCGGUUUUAUAGAUGCAAAAGGUGCAGAUACACUUGGUGCGAGUACUGAGGAGGCUUAUUGGGAGGGAGCAGUUUUGUUUUCUUUGAUGAUGGAAUGCUGCUAUUUCUCUGUUGUGUUUUUCCUUUGGUCUUUUUCUUUGCCUUUUGGCAUUUAGAUACGGAGUAUUAUUUUCUCCAAUGUAUUUGUUUACUACAUACUCUUGUUGGGUAUCCCCCACCCACACCAUUCACUUGGAGUUAAAUGUGACAUUAGUUUGGACUUUGGAGGUGUGGUUUAAUGAGAUAGAAGGUUAGAAUAGGUCUAGUAAAAUACUACUCCCAUA
Messenger RNA from Cuscuta campestris, 946 nucleotides. The record is from the annotation of a GenBank genome assembly. NCBI's taxonomy places the organism in Eukaryota, Viridiplantae, Streptophyta, Magnoliopsida, Solanales, Convolvulaceae.